GGCAAAAAAAAAAAAAAAAGUUGUUCCGGUGCUCGCCAAUAACUGCUAGAUCUCUAGUUCAAUUCUUGUUUUUCAUAGGUUAAUCAGCUAGCUAGCUAGCACGAUCGAACUGUUCGAGUUUCAAUUAUUGCGAGCGAAGAAACAGGAUUUGUCAUUAAGGCAGCUGAUUGAAGUAGAAAUGCAAGAUGCGAGCAGUUUCCAGAUUUCGAAGCCAGUGGCGUCGAGGCCUUCUCGCAGCUUUAGGUUCUUCCCCGACCUCCCUGCCACGAGUAGUGGUUCUCUUCCGCCAAAUGAAGCGAAAGCCGUCGUCGCACUGAUAUUGGACGACGACGUGUCGGAAACGAAGGAAACAAGAACAAAUGCUCCUGCUUCUCUCCUCCUGUCAAAUCUGCAGGGAAAGCAAAACAACCACGCAUCCGUGCAACACGAACUGAACCAAUUAGAACUGGUGAGAAAUCAACAGCAGAUCACGAAGCAAGAUCGGCCGUCGUCCUGCGACGGCUACAACUGGAGAAAGUACGGGCAAAAGCAAGUGAAAGGGAGCGAGUACCCGCGGAGCUACUACAAAUGCUCGCAUCUCACAUGCCCUGUUAAGAAGAUAGUCGAGAGAUCGUUGGACGGGCAGAUCGCUGAGAUUGUGUACAAAGGCGAGCAUGAUCACCCGAAGCCUCGGCCUCCGAAGCGACGGCUCUCGUCGGGUUCGCAGGAGCAGGCCUUCGUCGCCGCCGACGAGAAUGGCAGAUCUGGGACAGGCAAUCUGCAGUCAUGGAGUAGCACUACUGGUUCGCUGCUGCUAGAGGUAAACCCCAAGGAACUGUCCUCCUCCUGCAGGAUUCCGACGUCUUCUGUGCAAGCGCAUUUGGCCGAUGAUCGUCCGAUCGAUACCGAUCACCAGGGCGCUAACUCUACCGUUCGAGUCUGCAGAGUUCCAAGUAGGAUGGUAACGAGGGAUCGCAAAAGAAGGAAGAAUGAUGACCAAAAUAGUGUUGGAGAAGAUUCAACAGAUGCUCAUUCAGUGAUUCAAACCUCUGGAGAUGGCUAUCACUGGAGAAAAUAUGGACAAAAAAAUAUGAAGGGCAAUUGUUAUCCAAGAAAUUACUACAAAUGUAUGUCUCCAAACUGUAAUGUGCGCAAGUAUACCGAGAAGGCUUUCGAUGAUUCCAAUUUUAUCGUGACGACAUACGAGGGAGAGCAUGACCAUGAGAUGCCGGUCAAGAAAAUAAAUUCAGCUGCGAGUAAUCCUAAAAUGUUGUCUUCUGGAUGAUCAAUUCUCUCUAAAUAUAUAUAUGUCAUUUGCGAGCAAAAGUAAUCGAUCUCAUCUAGUUGAUAAAACUUGAUUAUUAUUGUUGUUGUAUCUGAGAGGAAAAGUAAGUGAUCAUUUCAGAAUUUU
Molecule: messenger RNA, 1390 nt
Organism: Zingiber officinale
Lineage: Eukaryota; Viridiplantae; Streptophyta; Magnoliopsida; Zingiberales; Zingiberaceae
Product: probable WRKY transcription factor 26
Exons: 5
Coding region: 179-1264 (361 amino acids)
Biological process (GO): regulation of DNA-templated transcription
Molecular function (GO): DNA-binding transcription factor activity; sequence-specific DNA binding
Source: RefSeq, a predicted model, not a curated record